Molecule: messenger RNA, 900 nt
Organism: Babesia bigemina
Lineage: Eukaryota; Apicomplexa; Aconoidasida; Piroplasmida; Babesiidae
Exons: 1
Coding region: 1-900 (299 amino acids)
Source: RefSeq, a predicted model, not a curated record
AUGGCAGCGGCGCCGGAGGGGGCUGGGAACAAGUGUGGAUGCAAACCGAUUUCAUGUCAAAAACAAGGAGAAGGUCCAUGCGCUAGCCCGCAAUGUACCCAGUGCAAGACGUGCUGUGACGCCGAAUGUAAUGGUUGCAAGGUAAAAUGCAAGGCGAAUGAACCAUGUAAAUGUUAUAUUACCCGCUGUGGUUGUAAGGAUGAUUGUUAUGCAAAUGGUAGCGAUGGACAUUGUCGAGGAUUAAAAAGCAGCUGUGAACGAUGUAAAAUAAGAUGCCAAGGAUCCCCUAAAUGUAUAUGUCAUUAUUGUAGCUGCGGAACGAAAUGUAACGGUGUAAUUUGUAGCUGCUGUAGCUGGUGUGAUCCGAGGAAUUGUUCUGGAGUUCCUUGCAACGGCUACGUAAUCGGCAAAUGCCCAGAGCCUGGCCCAUGCAAAGGUCACGUCAAAUACGACAUAUACGACAAAAACGACAAAGACGGCAAAUACGGUGCUGUAUACAAUCGCAAUGAUACAAAUAGAAUCCCGUGCGAUAAAAAACCCCACCAAGGCAAGGACUGUACCAACAACAACUGCAAUUGGCUCCGUGGAGAGCGAAACGAGAAUGGGUGUUGCAUAAUUAAAUGCACAUACUGCGGUACACUAUGCGGCCAAGACAAAUUUAGGCGCUGCUGUUACAUAGCGAUCCCCGUAGUUAUCAUUGUGUUAUUAUUCCUUAUUUUCCGGUUUAUGCUUCCCGAGAAGUUCCACGCGAUUACGACUAAAAUACGCGCCGCAUUUCCCACCUCGCCCAGGCAUCAUGGCAGAUCCUUUACUAAUCUCGUCGGUGACAGAAUUCCCGAGGAGGUGAACAUUGACCGCUACCCCGCCUUCCGCCCAAGGGCAUACGCUGGAUUGGCGUAG